Molecule: messenger RNA, 1539 nt
Organism: Dujonia railenensis
Lineage: Eukaryota; Fungi; Ascomycota; Pichiomycetes; Serinales; Debaryomycetaceae
Source: the annotation of a GenBank genome assembly
AUGUUUUUUAGUAAUAAAACUAGUAAUGGAAAGGAUGAGCUUUCUGUAGUGGAAACUCACUCAUUAGGGUCAGGAUCUACUGAUGACCCAAACACCAACUUGAAAAGAGCGCUUAAGGAUAGACAUAUUUCGUUAAUAGCGUUAGCAGGAAUCAUUGGACCUGGUAUUUUGGUUGGAGCUGGUAUAGCACUUCGUAAUGGGGGGCCAGCAAGUUUAAUCAUUGGAUUUGGCUUUAUCGGAUUAGUGGCAUUUAGUAUGAUGCAGUCUCUAGGAGAGCUUUCAACUUUAUAUCCAACUGGUGGAGCAUUUUCAACAUAUGGUAAUAAGUUUGUAGACCCUGCAUUUGGUGGUGCGGUAGGUUGGAACUAUGUGAUAAUCUGGAUCGCCGUUCUUGCUAAUGAAUACAACACAGUAGCAGCAAUUUUACAGUUUUGGGGACCUGAAGUUCCUUUGUAUGGCUACGUUCUCAUAUUUUGGUUCGCAUUCUUGGCAUUUCAAUUUUUAGGAGUCAAAGCAUUUGGAGAAGCUGAAUAUUGGUUGGCACUUUUCAAAAUUGUUGCAUUGAUUGCUUUUUAUAUAUUUUCAAUUAUAUAUGUAUCUGGUGGUGUGAAAGGAAGACCAGCAUUUGGAUUCCAAUAUUGGAACAAUCCUGGCGCUUUUGCUGAUGGAUUCAAAGGGGUUGCAAGUGUGUUUGUUUAUGCGUCUACUUUCUAUUCAGGAACAGAAUCUAUUGCUAUUGCCGCAAGUGAAGCAAGAAAUCCGUCCAAGGCUGUACCAAGCGCAAUUAGACAAACAUUUUUCAGAAUCAUCUUUAUAUAUAUGGGUGUUGCUAUCACCUAUGGUAUGACUGUGCCAUUUAAUGACGAAUCUUUAGUCAAGGGUACGAAGACUUUAAAAUCUCCUAUAACUAUUGCGAUUGCCCGAGCAGGAUGGGCGAAUGGUGCACAUUUAGUCAAUGUUGUUAUUUUAAUUACAUGCAUCUCGGCAAUCAAUAGUUCCAUUUAUAUCGGAUCAAGAACAAUUGUUAACCUUGCGGUUGAAGGGUCAGCUCCAAGGUUUUUCAAGAGAGUAAAUAAAUGGGGUGUUCCAUAUGCUGCUGUCAUUUUAAUGAACUUGUUUGGACUCCUUUCUCUCAUGAAUAUUAGUACAGGUGCUGCCAAUGCAUACAAUUACAUUGUCAAUUUAUCUGGAGUUGCUGUUUUUAUAGUGUGGGGAUCAGUUUCAUUUAUCCAUUUCAGGUUUAGGAAAGCAUGGAAAUUACAAGGUCGCUCUUUAGAUGAAUUGCCAUUUAAAGCACUUUGGUUUCCAUGGUUAGCCUGGUUCGGUCUAUUCUUUAAUAUUUUCCUUGGUCUUAUUCAAGGAUGGUCGUAUUUUAAACCGUUUGAUGCAGGUAACUUCGUUGAUUCGUAUGUUCUUAUCCCAUUUUUUGUGAUACUAUAUUUGGUACUAAAGCUUGUGAACAAAACCAAGUUGGUCAGAUUAAGUGAAAUUGACUUAGACGAGGGUAGACGUAAAGAUAUUGAUCACCUUACGGGCUGA